Lytechinus variegatus (green sea urchin) is the source of this 4031-nucleotide messenger RNA. Its product is annotated as ubiquitin-like protein 4A. The transcript has 4 exons. Gene Ontology annotation, molecular function: protein binding. Gene Ontology annotation, biological process: post-translational protein targeting to endoplasmic reticulum membrane. The coding region runs from base 578 to 1036 and encodes 152 amino acids. Lineage: Eukaryota; Metazoa; Echinodermata; Echinoidea; Temnopleuroida; Toxopneustidae. The record is from RefSeq and is a predicted model, not a curated record.
AGAUAUAGCGCCCCGCUAGCUAGCGUUCACGUACCGUACGUAGUCGUCCACCGAAGUCCGACAUGACAUCAAUUAAAACAUUCCAUUCUAUGCGUUUUCGUGUAAUUAGUGAAACAUUUCGCAGUCCAACAUUCUUAUAGACAUACUGGGUUUUUAAAAUUUCAACUGGAACCAUCGUGAUUAGAGAAAGCUUGACCACAAACCUGCAGAAACGACUGCAAGCAUACCACCGAUUACCACUUCGGUCCCAGCCGUCCAGAUUCGUGUUACUUUCUGUGCUGAUGGUGACUGGACUGUUUUCGAUUUCGGUAUCAUGAUCAUCUCAUCACUUCCUAGUAUUUUUCUGGGAGUCUAACCCACGCGGCACAAAUUAUUUCAUACUUAUGACAUUUAAAAGGGAUUAGUUUAGAAAAGUAGAAUAGAGAGGCAAAGACGAAGUCAAGAACAAAAUUUCAAUGACAGUCAAAGACCAGUGUCAGUGACAAAUCAAAACUUUUGAUUUGACAAAAAAGUAAAUUUGCGAACCUGUGUUAGAAACUAGCAUCUUGACAAGUUUUGCGAUACACAGACUGUCAUCAUGAUUUUAAUAGUGAAAAUACUACAAGCUCCUGGGAAAGAGUGUAGAAUAGAGGUAACAGAUGUGGAGUCAAUUGUGUCAGUGAAGCGGAUGGUGGCGAGGGAAUUUGAUGUGCCUGUCCAUCUUCAAAGACUAGUAUUCAGAGGGAAAACAUUAGCAGAUGGACAGAGUCUAGACUUCUACAAGAUAGGUCCUGGUACCAAGAUUCAUCUAGUUGUUCGUAGACCUGAGACAGAUACAGAUCCAACCAGUGUGAAUACUUUAGGAAAUUGCACAGCUCUAUGGGAUCAUGUUUCAACCAUUCUUGCUAGACAUUAUACAAAUUCAGAUGCAGAACAGAUAUUGGAAUCGUUUAAGAAAGAAUUUUCUACGAGCAUGACCAACCUGAGUCUAGAUGAUAUAGAGAGGAUAGCACAGUCCAAGCUUGAGGCCUUAGAUAGAGCUGGUCCAUCUAGCUAGAACUUACCUACAUGUACCUUCAUAAAGAUGCAUUUGUUCUCAUGGCCACCAUAUCAGACAUUAUGAAGUACUUGAAGAAGUUAUUAAAUGCUGACCAGUGUAUUUAGAUGACUUUUUAGACCUUGAUGGCAUGGUGAGCUCAGUAACUUAAAGCUUUUGCAAUGGUACUGUACUUCAUGUACCCACAGGUGAGGAGGUGGCUGCAUUUUUUUUUCAAUACACUGUGUGCAUAUGAGAGUAUGAGGAUUAACACCUAUUGAUGGUUGAGUGCUGGAGGAGCAAGAAAAAAAAUCUUAUCAUCUGUCACUUGAACAUGGGCCCGAAGAAAGAAUCUUUUCAUUAAUGGUAACCUUUCCCCAUCAGUGGUUACUGUGAUGGUAACACUGCUGGACAGGACAGUGAAUCAAAACUCAACUGAUAUGUAGAAUGCUGUCAUUGAUGGCAAAGUUACAAUACGUGGUAAGUUUGUUCAAAAGGGUUAGGGAUUAAGAGGAAAAUUAUUCAUAUUAAGCUAAUUGAAGACAUACCACCUUCUUAAAAUCUUUUUUCUUUAUUUACACAUCUUCGCCCAGUAUUGAGAGGAACUCAUGUGAUUAUAUUGCUAUCCCUUGCGUGGUUUGUAUCGCCUGUGUAGCAGAGCGAGAAUAUAGGCGCCACUUUUCCGACGGCGAUGGCGGUGGUGUCAUCAACAUUGACAUCUUAACCAAGGGUAGGAAGUAUAUGGACCCAUUUGAUGACACUUGGACAUAAAGGAUAAUCAAGUAUUACUGGACAUCCUGAUCGAGUUUCAGGUCACAUGACCAAUGUCAAAGUUCAUUUAGGGUCAAUGAACGUAGACCAUGUUGAGAGAAUCAGUAUUGAAAUCUUAACCAAGGUUAAGUUUUUGAAAUGUCAUCAUAACUUAAGUUUUAUGGAUCUAGUUCAUGAAACCUGGACAUACAUGUAAGAGUGAUCAAGUAUCAGAGCAAUCAAGAAUCACCAAACAUCCUUCACGAGUUUCAGGCCACAUGACCAAGGCCAAAAUGUGGGGGAAUUUAUUGAAUUGCCAUCAUAACUUUGAAAGUUUAUGGAUCUAGUUAGUGAAACAUGAAUUUAAGAGCAGUUGCGUAUCAGCGAACAUCCUGUGCAAAUUUCAGGUCACAUGACCAAGGUCAAAGGUCAUUUAGGGUCAAUGAACAUAUUUCGUUAUCAUAUGAAUUGUGUUUUCUUUUUAAAUAACUAUUCAAUAGUUUGUUUUUUUCAAAGUCAGCAUUGCUGCUAUAUUGAAUGCGGAAAUGCAGGCAAGACUGCCAGAGGCGCUCCACUUGUUAAGGUAGGAAAAGAGAGUAGAUUUUAUUGCAAAGAUAUUGAGGGUAAAAUGCAUUUCAAUUUCUCUAAGUGAAUUUAGCUUGAGUAAAGAAUCAAUUCAUUCACUAAUAUCAGCAAAUAUGUGAUCAAUAUAUUAUUGAUUUCUCACAGUGAUAACAAGAGAAGGAAACUAAUGACCAGUUUCAUUAAAAAAUUGAAUGCAUGUAGCUACAUUCAAAAGAUUACAUGUAAGUGAGUGAAUUUGUGAUGCAAUUCCUUGAAAUUUAUGAUGAUGUGCUAGCCUUAUAACUUAAAGUGUGUGUAUGUCAAUCAAAAUAACUCAUUAUGCUGACAUAUUGGUCACAUCCAUUGCUUUUGAAUCAUUUACAUGUAACUCACAUCUCGCCUUCAGGGGCAGGUAUUCUUCAGAAAAUAUUGUUAGCAUAAAGAUGGUGUUAGCUGACACAAUUGGUAUUCCAUGUUAGUAUGAAAAACAUGUGGCCCCAGUCGCAACACCAAACUGAAGAUUGAAUAACGCAUGCAUAGCACAGUUUUCCGAUAACUGAUUUGGAGGUGUGUUAUGGGCAUGUUGAAUCAGAUAUAACACAAUAGAUAACAUGAUAUUCAGAUUACCGGUGCAGGAGGGGAUUUUUAAGCUGAUCAUGUGAAUUCCCAGGUGUGGUUAUAUUGUUUGCAAUUGAAUCUGAUUUUGAUUACAGAUUCUUUAUUAUAGUAACAAAUUAACUUCUACAUGUAAACUAAUGGCAGUUUCUGCAGCCAUUACCCUUAUUAAACAAGGAGAAGCCAAUCAAAUAUCAGGGCUUAUUUCAAGAACCAAUAUCAACAACUGUUACCUUGCCCCCCCCUUUACCUAAUUGAUUUUUUUCAUGGCUUGCACGUUUUUUUAUACAAAUUUUAUUAACAACAAACAUGGGGCCUGAUGGUCACAUUUCAUUUUCUAAUAGCAUUUCACAAAAGAAUUAUUCCAUGUACAACCUGAAGGAAAAUAUUUGUUUUCAUAUACAUGUAUUGUUAUUAAUUAAGUCCCCAUAAGCCUCACUUUCAAACUGGUUUGUUUAUUACUGUCCCUCCCUGGGAGUUCUGCUCUUAACUACAUUUACAUGUAAAAUAUGAUUUGUUUGGUAUAUUCAAUCUAUUCAUGCAAGAAGUAAUCUCUUCCAUGAAGUGAUAACACUGCUUAUCUAAUCGUCAUAUUUAUUUGGAUAAUGAAUAGUGCAAGCUAUAUGUAAGUGAUUAUUUCCUUGUAUUAGUUAAAGAAAUAUUACACGCUUUCAUAAAUUUAUGUUAAACACAAAAUUGCCCAAUACCCUGUACACUAUCACCUUGUAUAAUUUUGCACCCAAAAUAUGAUUAAGAUUUUUGUAAACAAAUAUCUUUUUGCAAUAACUUAAGGGUCGUAUUAAGAUUCAAUAUUUAAUCGGCUACAACAUUUGUUUGAUCACUCUUUCUCAGAAGUCAGUCCUGUGUUGUUACACAAAUUCCAUUAUUUACUAUAUUAACUAUAUUUCUGUACAUAUCAUAUUUGUUUUCAUUUGUUCUGGAUAGGUCUUCAAGAUGAUAUAAUUGUUGCUGCAUAUCAAUUUGUCAUUGUGAUUGGUUAUAUACUUUGGUAACACAGCAUAGGUGGCUGGCUGCCUUUGUAAUCAAAAUCCAAACAAAUCUUUGAGUCUGUAGAUAACUCUUUGUU